Molecule: messenger RNA, 3763 nt
Organism: Vicugna pacos (alpaca)
Lineage: Eukaryota; Metazoa; Chordata; Mammalia; Artiodactyla; Camelidae
Source: RefSeq, a predicted model, not a curated record
CGCCGGACUGAGGCCUACUCCGUCGUCUCUCAGUGCUAUUGUCCCUGGGCCCGGCCCUGACCGGGCCCACCGGGGAGGCGAGUGCUCCGGCUCCGCGGAAGAUGCCGGACCAAGCCCUACAGCAGAUGCUGGACAGGUGGAGGAGGAGGCAUUUUUUGGAUAACCAUAAGAUAGCAUGAAGUCCCAGACAGCUUGCCUGAGAAGUUGCUGGGUGUGUUUUGCCACUGAUGAAGAUGAUAGAACAGCUGAAUGGGUGAGACCAUGCAGAUGCAGAGGAUCUACAAAAUGGGUUCACCAGGCUUGUCUACAGCGCUGGGUGGAUGAAAAACAAAGAGGAAACAGUACAGCGAGAGUGGCAUGUCCUCAGUGCAAUGCUGAAUACUUAAUAGUUUUUCCAAAGUUGGGUCCAGUUGUUUACGUCUUGGAUCUUGCAGACAGACUGAUCUCAAAAGCCUGUCCAUUUGCUGCAGCAGGAAUAAUGGUUGGCUCUAUCUAUUGGACAGCUGUGACUUACGGAGCUGUGACAGUGAUGCAGGUUGUAGGCCAUAAAGAAGGUCUGGAUGUUAUGGAGAGAGCUGAUCCUUUGUUCCUUUUAAUUGGACUUCCUACCAUCCCUGUCAUGCUGAUAUUAGGCAAGAUGAUUCGCUGGGAAGACUAUGUGCUUAGACUAUGGCGCAAAUAUUCAAAUAAACUACAAAUUUUGAACAGUAUAUUUCCAGGGAUUGGCUGUCCUGUUCCUCGAAUUCCAGCUGAGGCUAAUCCUUUAGCAGAUCAUGUCUCUGCCACCCGAAUUUUGUGUGGAGCCCUUGUCUUUCCUACUAUUGCGACAAUAGUUGGUAAACUAAUGUUCAGUAGCGUUAACUCUAAUUUACAAAGGACAAUCUUGGGUGGAAUUGCUUUUGUUGCCAUUAAAGGAGCAUUCAAGGUGUAUUUCAAACAGCAGCAAUAUUUACGUCAGGCACAUCGCAAAAUUCUAAAUUAUCCAGAGCAAGAAGAAGCAUAAAACUGACUUCUCGUUGUUCUGCAGUCCUCUCAUCCUUAUGAGUCUGUUGUUUUGAUUCCAUCAUUAAUGCCCAGUAGUGGAGACUUGUGAUAAGCUGCUGCUCUCGUAUUUUUAAGAAAUAUAAUAAAGCACUUAGGGCAGGGGAAACCCUCUCAGUAAUCACGGAGCCUAAGGCUGUGAUUGGUUGUCCUUGUUCUGUACGUGCUGCUUUUAUGGCAGUCAUCUGAACCGUUCGUUAUCUUAGCGUGGUGAGCCUGAGUUUUGUUCUUAUUUUCUCCAGACAGAAAUGUAAAGAUCAAACCGUGCAAAUAUUUAAAAAUGCACAUGUUGUUUUAUUCAAAUGCCUCUUUUGUACAUGUUCAUGUUCAGUGUUUUCUUAGAAUCAGCAACUCAAUGAAGGUACUAUGAGGAUUUUUCUCACUGGCAUAAUUUGAUUACAAGCUAAACAGAAAUCUAUGUUAAUAUGAGGAAAUGUAAAUUAAAUUAGUUAUAAAUAAAUAACAAACCAAAAAUAUAUGUAAACAUUCAAAUGAUUAUCUGAACAAAUGCAAUUUUGUUGUGUUUUUCUUAACCCAUGUGAUGUCCUCCAAAAUGUGUAGGGUAAAAAUUCACAGGGCUUCCAGAUCACUUUUUCACUAUUAAAUUUUAUUUAUAUAAUGUUGACAUCUCAUAAUUCAUAAUGUGAUUUUGACUCAUGCAGUCUUAAUUACUGUCUGUGUGUGGGGUAUAUGUGUGUGUGAGAGAGAGAGAGAGUCAGUCAUCAGGUCCUUCCAUUACUGGAGUAAGGUUUUUAAAUUCAUGUUUCUAGAAAUUAGAGCUGCCAGUUUAUAGUAGUUUGAGCACAGAGAAUGAUUUGCAAAAAAUCAAUAAAGUUAUUUUCCUCUCCUCUCUCAUUGAUUCAGUUAUUCAGGUGUUACUCUCCUACUUGCCCAGGCACUGUGUGGUGCUGUGGGAUACAGUGGCGAACAAGACAGACUUGGUUCCUGCUUUUAUGUAGUUUACAGUCUAGGUUUCAACAAAAAGAAAACCAGCAGUGAGUAAACCAAGGUGAGGCCUUGAGCUCUUUUGUUUUUAUAUUAGUCAGUGAAGAGAUAAUUAUGAAAACGAAGAAGUCUUGAGUAAAUAUUAAGGUCAUUGUUUGGGGCUUGUCAGUUUAAGAAAAAAAUAAUACUAAUGCUUAAAAUUUUAAUUGCUUGUCAUAUUGAGGCUAGCACCUUAAUAAUCACUGUUAAACUAGUCUUACAUUCAUUUUUCAAAAGCAGUUAUCUGAAGAUGUUUUCAGUAGUGGCCCUUUUAACGUUCAGCAAUCUGAAUGAUCUUGCAGUUCUUUUCAUGAAUUAAUAUUAAAUUUUUUAAAGAUAGCUCCAAAAAUCCUAUUUAUUUUCUUGUUCACAGUAUCUAAUGCAUGACAAUAUAAACAUUUUUCCCUUACUGAUAAAUGGCCACUUCUCUUUAGGAGUAUCAAGCUAUGUUAGAUUGCAAUAAUGUAUGUUAACUUUAGUAAUUUAAGACUGGUACCUUUCUGUAGUAUGAAUGUCUUAACUGAGUUUUAACAUGAAGUUUCUAUGAAUGGCUAGUGAACAUUCAAAGUUGUAAUUCUUUGGGGAGGAAGGGCAUGUGUGAUGGACAGUGAGCCUUAUUGACAACACUGCUACGGUUCUGAAGGGGAAAUAUAAAAUCUAUGAUUGUAUAUAAAAAUAACUUAGAUUAGAUAGCUGUAAUUAUAAGAUAAGUUGGCUUUUCUUUAAUUGUCAAUGUGAAAAAACAUGUUAGAUAUUUCCUGAAUAACUUUGUUAUAUAGAACAGCUUCUGGCAGCCUUUACUGAAGUUACACAAGCACACAGUUCCCCGUUUACUACUUUUUGCCCCAAAUAGGGAGGUAGCUGCUUGGGCUGAUUUGCAUCAGGGCUUGUGAGGGCCAGAGAAACAACUCAAAUCCUGAAGGGGCAAGGAGGGGGAGUGUCUAGGGCUGUGGGGAGGGAAUGUGCGUGCCUGGGGACCAGAGUGGCCUCAGCCCUGGAACUGAACACUUGAAUCUUAAGAUCCUUAGCUCAAGAAGCACCAUGCACCAGUCUCUUCAGAAAGUGGCCCGCACCACCUUGAAGCAACAAAAGCACGGGCUGACUGAAGUUGCUGGACCUGGGUUCGAAUGCUAAUUCUGCUUUAACUGUACUUAGGACUUCGGCCAAGUGACUCAGCUACAGUUCUCUUCACCUCUGAAAUACAAGUAGUCCUUAUCUCAGAAGGCUAUUUCUAGGAUUAACUGAGAAAUUAAAGGAACAGAGGCACUUUAAGCUCAAAAUAGCCCUACAGAGCAGUAGUUUCUUAAUUGUUAAAGUCUCUUCAGACACUAGGAAAAGGGAAUGAGGAGGUAAAAGAGUCAUUAGGAGACAGAUCAAAGGGAUGCUGUAGACUUUUGGGAUGGGUGAGUAUAUUUUGUGUUUUCUAGUUUAUUUUCAUGUUGCUUUCCUGUGUUAUUUCUAUGAACUUUAUUAAUGUUUUAAACCUCUUUUAUAAAAUUCAAUGACAACUAGUAGAAUUCUCUUCUUUGCAGAAUUUAACUUAUCUCCAAAGUGGCUGAAACUAUUGUUCAUCAUUACAUGAUUAUCAAAUGACUGUGAAGAAUAUAAAUUAAACUAAGUGACUUAAUUGGUCACUGCCUUGCUAACUGUGCUGUAAUUUUUUUAAACGUCUUGUUUUUAAUAUAGCAGACUAUCUCGACACUGGCUGGUUUAGGUUAAAUAAAGAAUUUUUAUGUUC